Messenger RNA from Eucalyptus grandis, 940 nucleotides. RefSeq lists its product as uncharacterized. The transcript is spliced from 2 exons. Lineage: Eukaryota; Viridiplantae; Streptophyta; Magnoliopsida; Myrtales; Myrtaceae. Bases 89 to 478 code for a protein of 129 amino acids. The record is from RefSeq and is a predicted model, not a curated record.
AUCUCACAGUGGCACCAGCUACAUAACAAGUUCAAACCCCUCCUACCUCCUCCAUUCCAUCCCUUGAUCCCAUUGAAAUCGUUGAAUCAUGGCGUCUACUGAUCAAGGAGAUGCUGCUGCUCGAGCGAAGUCCUCUGUUCAAAAUAAAGAUGAAAAAACACAAAAGAAGAACGAGAAACAGAAGCGUCAGCAGAUAGAGCAUCUCCAAAUGGUGCUAGACGAUCUGGUGAGCGUGAACUCCCUCUUCACCUUCGCGAUGUUCGUCGGGAUAUCCAUUGCGGGCGCCAACCCCGAGACUCUCCAGCCGCGGAAAGAGUGCCAAGCCAGCCACCAGACGAAAAUGGUGCUCCUGUUCGAUGAGGUGGUUUCCUUCGUGUGCUUCCUGCUCUCGAGCCUCGUCGCCACAGCUCUCAAGAUGAACCUCUCCACAUACCUCAUGUCCGAUCCCAACAACCGGAAGCGCUCCGCGCGGACGUGAACGACGGGGUAAGGAACUUGAUGAUCAUGCUGUCGAUGACAGGUUCGAUCCUCGGGUGCGUCUACUUGACCAUGUCGAUGGCCAACGUGGUCCGCGUGCUCCUCGGGAACGUCACUUGUGGAGAGAGCGACACACUUCUGGCCACAGGGACCUUGAUUGCCGUCAACGUCCUGGCACUCCUCAUCUAUGUGCCCUCCAUGAUGCGUGCCGUCCAUCUAUCUCACGCCAAGCUUGAGCUCAAUAAAUACUCGAGCAACCGCACACAGUCUUAGCAAAACAUCCCUAGAAUCUAGUAAUUCUAAUUCGCCGCCAGUAUCAUCGCGUGUGGAUGCGAUGGUAUUGAUCAUGGCCAUCUUCUUCUCUUUCGUUCAUUACUUUGCCCCCGUUGCAAUCAUACUCAUGUAUCAUCGGCCUAUAUAAAAAUGGUUCUAAUAAUAUGUUGAGUGGAUUUGGUUUGGCACA